Annulohypoxylon truncatum is the source of this 1469-nucleotide messenger RNA. RefSeq names its product DnaJ-domain-containing protein. The transcript has 3 exons. Lineage: Eukaryota; Fungi; Ascomycota; Sordariomycetes; Xylariales; Hypoxylaceae. The record is from RefSeq and is a predicted model, not a curated record. The coding region runs from base 531 to 1280 and encodes 249 amino acids.
GUCUAAAACUGCCCUAAGGCUUAGCGCUAGUCUGCAUCUGAUUAGCUUGGUUCCGAGGUGAGCCUGCGGGUCAGCUAGGGUCAACUCAAAUCAAAGGCGGGCCUUGGGGUCUCGCCAAGACUAAAAAUCUUGACUAGGAGGCUAGACCGUUUACGAUGUUAGGCAAGUUGCAGUUCAACAAGCUGCAACCUGCAAGCGUGUGCUGUGUUUGCCAGUGUACCUAGUUGUGGGUUGUGGAACCGAACCUGAUCAAGCCACCGUGGCUUGUUAAAACUGUAAAAGCGAUUAAAGCAAAACCACUAUCCCGAAUAAGGAAGCACUAGACAGCUAAACGCUUAGGAACCGCCACAUCGAUGACGUUCCCUAUUGGACAUACACCAUCCACCUAUGCAAUAGUUGAGCUCCCAUUGAAGCCUGAUUAAAGACGAUGCUUUGACUUGACCGACUCGUGCUCCUAGAAUUCUUCUUCUUUACCUUCACCCUAACUGCCGGUUCAGUACCUUUUACCAUUACGAUUUCAAACUUUCAAGAUGGCCAAUCGAUCUCCUCCAGACUACUACAGGAUCCUCGAGGUCUCCGAAACUGCAACGACCCAACAGAUCCGCGAUGCCUACAAACGAGCGGCUCUCAAAACCCACCCAGAUAGGGUGUCCGCCAACUCCCCCGACCGCGCGGCCCGCACCCGCAAGUUCCAGCUCGUGAACGACGCCUACUACACGCUCUCGGACCCGACCCGGCGGCGCGAGUACGACUACACGCGGAAAGCGGACCGGGGCCGCCGGGGCGGGCGAGCCUCGUACUCGGACCCGUUCGACGACCCCGCAGACUCCGUCCCGCCCCAAAAUGGCGGGAACGGCAACGGCAAUGGCAACGGCGGUGCGCAGAGCACGUACUCGUGGGCGUGGAACUUCUUCACGGGAGGGAACACAAACACGCAGCAGAGCGCGCGGGCGGAACGCCAGCAGGCCGAGGACGCGCAGUUCGGCGACGUGUUCGAGGAGAUGCUGCGCGAGGAGGGGAUGGCGGGCGAGGAGGCCACGCGCCGCGACACGACUUUCUGGAGCAUGAUGGGCACGGCGAGCGGGAGCGUUAUCGGGUUCAUCGUCGGCAAUAUGCCGGGGGCGGUCGCCGGGGCCGUGGCGGGAAACAGGUUGGGCGCGGUGCGGGACGCGAAGGGGAAGAGCGUUUAUGCGGUUUUUCAGGACUUGCCGCAGGAUGAUCGCGCGAGGCUGUUGGCGCAACUUGCUACGAGGGUGUUUAGUCACGCUGUGGGGAUCUGAGGGGUGAAGGUGCGGUUGGCAUGGUAUUAUGAAGCAUCACGAUACACCUUUUACCUACUUGAAUGGAACGAGGAUGGUGGGAUGAUGGGGAACGAGGAUGGUGGGAUGAUGGGGGAGACGAAGGGAGAAUAUGAAUAGACUGCAUUCUUAAGGGGGUCCGUGCGUGGAGUUAAGGCUUCUGCUUUUUAA